Molecule: messenger RNA, 5596 nt
Organism: Electrophorus electricus (electric eel)
Lineage: Eukaryota; Metazoa; Chordata; Actinopteri; Gymnotiformes; Gymnotidae
Gene: tcf12
Product: transcription factor 12
Biological process (GO): regulation of transcription by RNA polymerase II
Cellular component (GO): transcription regulator complex; chromatin
Molecular function (GO): DNA-binding transcription factor activity, RNA polymerase II-specific; RNA polymerase II cis-regulatory region sequence-specific DNA binding; protein dimerization activity
Source: RefSeq, a predicted model, not a curated record
GCAAAAAUGUCUGCCUAAGGGAAACUCGCAAGUUACAUAUAGUGGAUAUUUGCAAAAUAUAACAACAUAGAUAUUGAUUUAAUUGCACGUCAGACCUGAUUUCAGGAAAGCUAUACCACCAUUGCCACACCCGAUCGCCCUAGUUGGAUUUUAAAUACAAGAAAAGAUUUAGUAAAAGACAGCAGUGAUGAAUCCUCAGCAGCGGAUUGCCGCUAUCGGAACGGAUAAGGAGUUGAGUGACUUGCUGGAUUUUAGCGCGAUGUUUUCACCACCGGUGAGCAGUGGGAAAAACAGGCCAACUACUCUUGGAAGCAGCCAGUUCAAUCCAUCAGGUAUAGAUGAGAGGACCACCGAGACAUCCUGGGCCCCAGGUGGUCAGGCCAGCCCUUCCUAUGACGAGUCCUCUAGGGGCUUCACAGACAGCCCUCAUUAUGGUGAUCACUUGAGUGACAGUCGAUUAGUGUCCCAUGAAGGAUUGUCUCCGACACCUUUCAUGAGUCCCAGCAUAAUGGGCAAGUCUGAGAGGACUCCGUUUUCUUCUUAUGGGAGAGAAGCCGGUGUGUCUGGAUGCCAGGCUGCCCUGCGCUCGGACAUGGGCCUGGCGAGCCCCGGGCCAGCUACCGCCACUGGGAAGUCUCCUGCUCCCUUCUACUCCUUCACGGGCACCAAUCCACGAAGACGUGCUCUGCAGGACUCCUCCUCUCUGGAUCCUCUCCAAACAAAAAAAGUACGCAAGGUCCCUCCUGGCCUGCCAUCGUCCGUGUACGCACCAUCCCCAAACUCAGACGAUUUCAACAGAGAUUCUCCCUCCUACCCUUCGUCCAAAGCCCCGAGCAGUAUGUUUGCAAGCACAUUUUUCGAUGGGACCCACAAUUCCUCUGACCCGUGGAACUCAUCCAACGGGAUCAGCCAGCCCGGUUAUGGUGGAAUGCUGGGAGGGUCUUCAUCUCACCUGCCACAGUCUGGAAACUACAGCAGCCUGCACUCCCAUGACCGCCUGAACUACCCCCCACACUCGGUGUCCCCCUCGGACAUCAACCCCAGCCUGCCGCCCAUGUCCAGCUUCCACCGCAGUGCUGCGACCACCUCCCCGUUCGUUACGGCCUCCCACACCCCACCUGUCAACACCACGGAGGGCAUCAUGGCUGCUUCCAACAGAGGGAAUGCAACUGGAAGUUCCCAGACUGGGGACGCACUGGGGAAAGCGCUUGCUUCGAUUUACUCUCCUGACCACACCAGCAGUAGUUUCCCCUCUAACCCCUCCACCCCAGUGGGGUCCCCCUCUCCUCUCACAGCCCAGGCGGGUGCAGCCACAGCAGGUACAGUGGUGACGGCCAGCGGCCCCUCAGGAAGGGCAGCUACUACGCAGUGGCCUCGUACGACCGGACAGACCCCGUCUUCCCCAAGUUAUGAGAAUUCUCUGCACUCUCUGAAAAGCCGCGUGCAUCAACAGCUGCAUGAGCAUCUCCAGGAUGCCAUGUCCCUCUUAAAGGAUGUCUGUGAGUCUCGGAUGGAGGAUCGCCUGGACAGACUAGACGAUGCGAUCCAUGUGCUGCGGAACCAUGCUGUGGGCUCCACCACCAAUCUGCCCAGUGACAUCCACAGCCUGCUUGGACAAGCGCACAACGGGCCAAUCACAGCCAUCGGCACCAGCUUCCCCACGUCCGGAUUGGUUGCCAGCAGGACAGCGUCUAUGGGCCCCGCCCAUCGCGACGAGGCCGUCAGCUUGAGCACCAAUCACGCGGGACUUCAGGGCGCCAGCGGGCCGGCCUCCAGCACCGAGCUCAACCACCAGGCCGACACCUUUAGAGGUCUCGCCAGCGGCCUGGAUGCUCAGGUGGCCUCUUCCCUGGAUCUGAAGAUCGAGAACCAGGACAAAGAUGACAUGCAUGAAAACCACUCCUCCGAAGACGUCAAGUCAGAGGACGAGAGUGAUAAACGGGACAUCAAGACACCCAGAGCAGGGACUCGAACAAGCAGCAUUAACGAGGACGAGGAUCUUAACCCGGAGCAGAAGGCUGAGCGUGAGCGUGAGCGCAGGAUGGCCAACAACGCUCGCGAGCGCCUGCGAGUGCGCGACAUCAACGAGGCGUUCAAGGAACUGGGUCGCAUGUGCCAGCUGCACCUGAAGAGCGAGAAGCCGCAGACCAAGCUGCUGAUCCUGCACCAGGCCGUUGCCGUCAUCCUCAGCCUGGAGCAGCAAGUCAGGGAGCGUAACCUGAACCCCAAAGCGGCCUGCCUUAAGAGGAGGGAGGAGGAGAAGGUGUCAGGCGUGUCAGGGGAGCCCCAGCAGACCCAUCCGAACGUUCACCCCAGCCUCACAGACACAGCCAACCCCAUGGGGCACCUCUAAGCACUUGGCAGAUGAAAGUGAAGCCAAGGGAAUCUGUAAGAUAGUGUUGGUGACCCUGCUUUCCCAGGGCAGACAGGACUCGCAGCUUGUGACACAAAUUUGAAAAGACAGAGACCACUUGAAGUGAAAAUCUACAGUCAUGCAAUCUUGAGCUCGAAAAUCUCCAGUCCUGCAAUCCUGAGCUCGAAAAUCUCCAGUCCUGCAACCCUGAGCUCGAAGUAAAACUGGGAAAUGCCAGGCUUCCUCAGGCAGUAUCCAUCAUUCUUCAUUUCUGCCCAAGAGAAACACACACACACACACACACACACACACACACACCCCACCAUUGAGCACAUAUCACUGUCUGCAAGCAGUGUGUCACAUCUGUCCAAUCAGAGACUGUCGUGCUCCCCUCCACCCCCCACGUGGAAGUUGCAUUGUGCCUAAACUGAAUUGACGAACGCAUUGUAACAGCAAUUGUUUUUCUUUUUUGUUUGUUUAUUUUUCUAUUUUUUCCUAUUUAUUAUGUCACAUAGCUAUAAAGUCUAUGUUUAAAGGGAAAGUUAUGACAUUGCUUUGAGAAGCCAGUGGCACUUCAGUAGAUCUUUCAGUUUGCCAGGAUCUGAGCGAGUCUACCCCAGCUGCUCAGUAUGUGGAGAAGCAUGUGUCAGGCCCUUACACCCAGGCACCCGCUCCACACCCUUCACCCAGCGCCAGAGAUUCUCACUCUGUCUGUGGCAUUUUAUACAAUCAAAGUUUGAAGGACCCCUCUCCCUACCUUUUUUAUUGUUGAUAGUUUUUUUUUUCUUAUAAAAAUUAGAAAGUAAGAAAUAAUAUAUGAAUUAUAUUUAUGUUAGAUUCAUUCCACAAGUAAGAGCAUGAGAAGCCAAAACUACCUAGUGAUGUGAUGUUUAGUGUAGCAGAGGGUCCGAGCCACACAUGGGCUGAGCAUAGCCUCGAGGGGAAGAGUGGAGAGACACUCCACUGUGUGUGUGUGUGUGUGUGUGUGUGUGUGUGUGUGAGAGAGACAGAGAGAGUGAGAGUGUGUUUUUGCUCCUCCCGCUGUGUUGCAGAAGCAGGGCUGGGAUGGCAAACUCAAACUUUACUGAAAGGUCAGAGGUCACCUGCAGGCUACAGAUAGCAGACCAGUUACUAUUCCCUUGCAUUCCCUGCAUAUUUUAUAGUGUCUUAACUGAAGGAAAUGAGGGCGUGUCCUUUCAGUUCCUUUGCCAUAUAGUGUUAAAUGAAAAGAAAAUGGCAGAUUUCCAUUUACUACAUUUUAUUAUUGUCUGAUGUUGCAUUGUUUGGUAUCUGCUUAGUUGAGCAGCUGUGGUCGUGCUUGGGUACCUGUGCAGAGGAACCUGUACUAUGCUUAACCUCCAGCAGAGAAUCGGGCAUAGUUUCAUCAGAGAAUAGAUCCCAAACGAUGACCACAUUAUCACCUGGCCUGAAUGGAACUUUAUUUUGUGUGUUAUUUUAUUUUUGUCUAAAACCAUUAACAUAAAAAACCCCCAUAAAAAAAACACCAAAAAAAAAAAUCAUUACUCUAAGUAACCAUGUUAUAUGUUUAUUUGUAACUGUAUACAAAGCAUCUCUCUAGGCUUCAUAGUAAAGCGUAUAUUGUCAUGUGUGAAAAUAGAAGAUGAUUCUAAGUUACUAGGAUGGCUUUUCCCCUGGCCCUGCCAACCCCUAAGCAUUGAAGUACCUGAUACAGUGAUCAGCAGAGUGGGAGUGCAGUGUCUGUGGUGUGAGAAAGCCCUACGGACUCAAACGCUGUGACUCAAGAUCAGCACCUAAAAAAAAAAAAAAAAAAACAAUGAACAAAACCCAUUUUGAAGAGCUUUUUUAGUUACCAUCUUCAUUUUGUGUGUAUGCUUUUUACAUUUUUUUUUACAUUUUGGUCUUAAUUCUUUCUUUUGGUUUAUUUCUCUCUCAGUCUGUUGUCUUCCGUGCAUGCUCAAACAAAAACCGCCACACAACAAAGUCAAAAGAACAAAAUCCCGCAUCGGUUUGUCUUGGAAUAUCAGAAUUCCCGACUGAACUCCCGACUGUCCCUUUUGUCCUCUUUUUCCCUGGUCUCUGUGGAGAGUACUUUAUGCCCUUAUGAUCUCCACUAGUCCUUGAGGCCUUUGUCUACACAUUUCAGUAUUGAAGUGCUUGCGUCGUUGCUGGCUGUAGAUCGAGGGUGUGCGUCAUCUACUCAUCGGUCGUGUGUCCGUCCGUCCCCCCCCCCCGCCCCCCCGCUUUUUCCUGCUUUAUUUCCCAGGUUUAUUUUCUUUGCUCCAUGUUGGAUAUGAUAGACUUUACCAUAUGCCCUGUUUUCCCUCAGAAGAAAAAAUAUAUCAAAAAGAUUUUAAAAAAACAAACAAAAAAAAACAUUUGGCUUAUUUUUCACUGUAGUUAGCCUUUUAUACAAUAAUAUUGUAAGAACAUUUCUUGAAUUCUAAAUAUUACUCUUUCUAGAUUUUUGAAAUCGAAAGUUUUGAGUAAAAAGUUUCUUACUUUAUUUUACUAUAUUAGAUAGUAAAAAAAAAAUGUACGGUUAUUUACCAUAACCUGUCCAUUAUUAUCAAAAAAUUAUGAAUAGCAUCUUAAGAACAUAAGUAGGAUUGUAGCUCGAGGUCUAGUGCGUAUGGGGUAUUGUACGAGCUCGGUGUUCUCUAGGAUCUACUCUGCAUCUCUGUUUCUAGUCUGAAUUGUUGGGUGAGUUUAAAGAUUUGUACCCCAGUCCGAAACCCAAGGUAUUGUCGACAUCAAAAAUAAAAGAAACCAGCAGCAAGAAGUCCAUUUUUUUCUGUCUCUGUAACAGAAAACACAAUAUGUAUAUAACAUUUAUGUAGCAAUAAACGUGCCAUCUUUUUUUAACAAGAUUGUAUGUGCGUUUAUUUCCACCUCUUUACAGUACACUUUUUUGUCCUUCAUAUUUCUCUUGUCAUGCAGUAGUUUUGAGUUGUUGUUUUUUUUUUGUUGUUUUUUAAUUAUUUAAAAAAAAAUUGUGAAACCCUAUGUAAGUUCAUGGAGCUCAUGUACAAAACAAUGUAUUCAAAUGAAUGGGCUUUUCAUAUAUACAAUCUGCCACAAUAUCUCCUCUUUAGAAGACUCUUCUACAGUGGAUUUAGGCCAAAUGAAGAACUCUGUGCAAGAGAGUGUUUUAUACUAUGUAACUCAUUUUUUGAAGGCAUAUCAGUGGACCAUUGUAGUCUGUAUCAAAAGAAGUACUAUGGAACAUAUGUUUCUAUUUUUAAUAAAGUGUGAUAGCAGUAA